UUGAGAUAGAGAGAGAGAGAGAGAGACUGAAAAAUGAGGAGGCAGCUCGGCGUUUGUCCAGCUCCAUUUCACUCGAUCACCGCCGCUGGGGCAACACAGAUUUCCGGUUAAGCAUUGUAACAGAAGAUCAUUCAGCUCCUCUUCACUCUACCACCGCCUUUGGAGAAGGCUUACAACCAAUGGAGUUGUGCUAGGAUUGAUAGUGACAAAUGUUGCCGUCUUUAUACUAUGGAGGGUUGCAGGCAUUCCGUUUAUGGUGAAGAAUUUCAUGAUUUCUGUAGACAACAUUCGAAGUGGCCGGCUGCACACGCUAAUUACCAAUGCUUUCAGUCAUAUAAAACAGCUUGACAUUAUUUCAAAUAUGAUCACACUCUACUUCUUUGGAACAGCUAUAGGAAGAUAUUUUGGACCACAAUAUUUGCUGAAGUUGUAUCUAGCUGGUGCACUUGCUGGCUCGAUCUUCUAUGUGGCAUAUAAGGCUUUCGUAGCACCAUUAUUCCACAAGAUUGAUAAGCGAGGUUUUCCCCACUCGCAUGCUCCAGCACUGGGUGCAAGUGGUGCUACGACUGCGAUACUGCUGCUCUAUAUAUUUCUAUUUCCAAAAAAGACCAUCUUUGUCGAUUUCAUUAUACCAGUUCCUGCUGCUUUAGUGGGGGUUCUUAUCAUUGGCAAGGACAUUUGGAGGGUACUGCAGGUACGUUUACCAUUGAAAUUUGAUUCAUCGUCAUAAUACUCAAUAGUUGAAACGUGUCUUUGUAAUGCUGGGUGACCGAGAAAUUGCAGGAUCCACUCAUUUAGGUGGAGCAGCAGUGGCUACCGUUGUGUGGCUGCAGAAGAGGAAGGGACGCUUUGGUCGAUUCUGAGAUUUCUAACUCAUUAUAGUCUAGAUCCAUUGUCUUAUUGGAUUAUCUUUCACUGGCUAUGAGAUUUUAAUUAUGAAAUGAGUUGCUUGCA
Messenger RNA from Salvia hispanica, 954 nucleotides. RefSeq names its product RHOMBOID-like protein 12, mitochondrial. Gene Ontology annotation, cellular component: membrane. NCBI's taxonomy places the organism in Eukaryota, Viridiplantae, Streptophyta, Magnoliopsida, Lamiales, Lamiaceae. Gene Ontology annotation, molecular function: serine-type endopeptidase activity. The record is from RefSeq and is a predicted model, not a curated record.